UUUGGCUCGUGUGGUAUCCAUUACUCGACCACGACGAAUAACGUUAAAAUUUAAAUUAGGCGUUUAGAGUCUUUCAUGGUUCCCCUCACGGCAUGUGGGCCCUCCUGGCUUCAAGAAUUCUUGGAAUAACGGCAUUCGAACGGCAUUCUGCGCGUUUUAGCUCCUCGUCGAACAGGGAUGAUCACACUCGCAGACUUCUCUUCUGCGGCGCGCAGCUAUUCCAUGUUGGGAGGUCCCCGACAAGACUCGGCGAAUUACCAGCUCCUGAUCCCACAGUUUUGGCACGGGACUAUGGGCCAUAGCUCUGUCGUGUCCAAAUUUCCACCACGGCCAAUUUGUCCUGCUUUUCCUCGGCUUGCGAUUUUCGCGGCUGAUUUCAGUACUGAUCCAUUCAUCUCCCGCACGGUGGUACAAAAAAAUUCAUAACCACACUGCGCCACAAACGUACAUUGUACGCUGCACAAGACUUUUUCAGAGUGCACACUGCAGCGGAAAAAAUUCCCCGCAGCAGUCAUGCGCACAAUGGACCUGAAAUUACCGAGGACGACUUGCUUUAGAAUAAGAUUCGACGCAUAUCCAAAUAGCCACUGUAAAGUGUGAUACAAUUAUUCGAGCAAUUCGUUAUGUACAUUUCAAACUUGGUUUAUAUUUACACACUUGUACCGUAGAAACAAUUGCAGGGCAGUCCAUGGGAUGCCGGCGGAGAGAGGGAGAGAUAUCUACAACCACGAUGUGCGCGAGCGGUAAUAAAGACAAGGCAAAGAGAAACGAUGAUAAGUGAAUUUUCGUCUAGGCGAAUGGUGGAUCGAAACCCCAUCGGCGGGAUGCAGAUGUGCUGUUGACAGAUUCGUCAUAGAGCAGCGAAGAAGCCGCAGAAGAAGGCGAUGGGGUGCACUCGCUCUCGGCAUAGUGUGGUGUCUGGUACGACAGGGACUGCGGGGGAUAUUGUGGAUGCGGUGCGGCUAUCGAAUUUUGAGAUCCUGACGAGCGAAGGUCCGAAUAUGAGGACGCCGGCGUCAGAGAAUAUUGCGGGUAGGGCAAAGGCGAGUAAGACUGCUCUGCAGUCGUCCACUGGGACGGAUCGGAUGACGGUGCCCCAUAACCAUCCAGAGUGCAAUGGCUGGCUGCGGAAUACGGGGGAGACGAGGCUGUGUACGCCAUCGAGGGCGAAGAAUUGCAUGGGAAUGACGGCGCAGGAUUGGGCAGAGACGUCGAGCUCAUGUAAGCUGAUCGAACAUGCGACGGGGGAUAUGUAGCGUCGAGGCCGUAGCCGUGCUCGAAACUCGUGGAGACAGUCAGGCGCCGUUCAGUAGGUGCAGGGUGCUUUCGAGGCAAGGAUAGCGGCAGGCAAGAGCUGAGAGGCUCUAGUUUCAGUGGUGGGCGGUCUACCGCGCGCCGAGCAUGGUGCAAUGACGACAACACGGGAGAAUCAGACGGUGAGCCGCGGGACCUCGUCUUGUUGAGUCCGCGAAUGCGGCCCUCCUUGGCAUAUUCGCAGGUAAGCCCUCUUGCGAGGCAACGAGCGCAUGAGGGGUGAUCACCAGAGCACUUUGCCUUCCGUGUCCUACAUUUCUCGCAUGCCUGCGCAGUACGCAGUCUAGGGUGCUCUGGAGUGCGGUAGAAGAUCCCCGUCGUUGGAUCCAGACUGCCGGCGAGCGCGACGCGGGGAAGAGUAGUUGAACGCGAGGGUGGAGGUGGGGGUGCCUCGAAGGACCAUGGGAACGGGUAGUCGGCGUAGAGACUCAUGUUUGGGGAUGGGUGGGUACUGCU
Mycena citricolor is the source of this 1770-nucleotide messenger RNA. The record is from the annotation of a GenBank genome assembly. Lineage: Eukaryota; Fungi; Basidiomycota; Agaricomycetes; Agaricales; Mycenaceae.